Molecule: messenger RNA, 1310 nt
Organism: Manis pentadactyla (Chinese pangolin)
Lineage: Eukaryota; Metazoa; Chordata; Mammalia; Pholidota; Manidae
Product: histone H2B subacrosomal variant-like
Exons: 2
Coding region: 749-1129 (126 amino acids)
Biological process (GO): nucleosome assembly
Cellular component (GO): nucleosome
Molecular function (GO): protein heterodimerization activity; DNA binding; structural constituent of chromatin
Source: RefSeq, a predicted model, not a curated record
AACAAAAGUAACACUACACACACUUUUAGUCAAUAAUGACAGAACUACAGUAUCAAGUAAAAAGCAGACCAUGUAAUCUGUGAAACUGUCAAGAAUUAUAUCAUCAGUCCAUAUAAUUUACAUGAUAAAAUAGGGGAGAUUUGUUUUAUUCUCCAAUUGUACAUAGUUGUUCCUAAAGAGCUGGGGAUAGGAAAAAUUUAGGGUUCAUUUUUUAUAAUAGUCACAAUUUUUAAAAGCAGAUUAGCUAUACAUAGUUAUUUUUAUUAUAGUCAUUUUGAGAUAUUUAAUGGCUUAUUUAAGUGUUCAUUUGCUUAUAAAAUGAAUUUAUGAAUACUUCCAUAAACAGAGAUUCCCCCCAUAAAAGGCUAUGGUGCUUUUCCUUUACUUUUCUGCUGCCAACCUCCCCCAGUUUAUUGAGGUUUGUCCAAUUCUGAAGACAUUGUAUAUUAGCUUACAAAUUGCUAAAAAAAAGUAGGAAAUAUGGAAUUCUUUCCUGCCAUGAAGUGAACCUCAGUCCAUUCACAACACUCUUAUCUUCUUAGGAAAACUUAAGUUGACCAAAAACAAGAUGUUCCCUUAAUAUACUAGUGACAUUGCUAGGUCAUUGUGAUGUAGGAAGAGUAACCUCCAAUCAGAGAAGCCCCAGGAGUCUGAUUGUGACUUGCCAACAUACAUAUAUGAGAGCUCCAUCACCCGCUUGGGCCCUUCUCCUCUCUACUCACAACUGAUAAGGAGAACAACAUCUACAAUGGCCAGAUCCAUCACCAAAAAGAACAAGUGCUCCAGAAGACAUCAAAGCCCAACAAGUUCCAGAAAGAAGUCUCAUUCCAGCACCAAUUUUGGCCACAGAAAUUAUUCACUCUACAUAAACAGGAUCCUAAAGAAAGUGGUUCCUCGGAAGAUGACUAAUCGCGUAUCAUCUUGCACCUUGGACACCAUUAACACCCUGAUCAACAACAUCUUUGAGCACAUUUCUGUGGAAGCCUGCAACCUGAUGUGUUUCAGAAAUUGUUGUACCCUCACACCUGAAGAUAUCCAGAAGGCAGUGUACUUGCUGUUGCCUGGGAAACUAGCUAAGCAUGCAGUGGCUUUUGGAAGCGAAGCUGUCCACAGAUAUGUCCACUCCUAAACUCCAUGCACCAGCUUAAUUAAAUCUGGGAAAAGUAAGUCAAGCUUACUACCCAAAUGAUCAAUAUUGAAUUUACUCUUCUUUUUUUAUAACAUAGUAGUAUUUCCUGGGAUUUUCCCUCUCUCUCUCAUCUCUAGAGAAUUACUCUGUUGCUAUUUUACCUUUUAACAAGUCAACUAGG